AUGUCGAAGCCAUCUCCAUCUCGUAUCUCCGGUCGCUCGGCACUGGGUGAUUCCUGGGUGAUAGCAUCCACGGCCUCGAUUCAAGAGACUGAUGCAAAACCCCCCACACCGGUCCCAGAUAAGGACUCGAGUGAUCCUCAAGAACCGACAAGCCCAAGCCCUCAGCCGAGAUCCAGACCUGCGCCAAACAAGGAUGGCGACGAUACAGCGGAGUCAAUAUCGUCGCUCACAUCCUCGUCAUGGACUAUAUCCGGCCCAGAACUCAUUAUGCCUUCCAUUUACGAAGUCCCGGUUUCUGAGGCAUCAUGGGUUGCGCCUGGUGUUCGCCCCAAAGGCCAAUCCUCCAUGCGAAAGAGAUGCAAGACAUCAUCAACAACUCUUGAUAUACAGCAGUCCACCACUGCAUCUAGGACCCAAGACGCUGGCUCGUCUGUCCAAACACCACAUCAACCACGAAGCUUAAUUUCAAAGUUCACAGCGUUCUGGGGAGGUCAAAGUGCUCUUCGCACAGCAAUCAACGGCCUUUUAAUCGCCUUCAUCCUUCACCUAUUAGUCCUGCCCGAAGUUAUUUAUCAGCUUCAAGGCCUCUGCCACCUCCCCGCCAUCAAGACCACCUAUCCAGAGAGUUGCGCACAACCCAAACCGCAAAUUCACCCCUUCUAUCCCCCAGUCAAUCCUGUCGCACCCCCAGAAGAAGAAAGUAUCACAUCCUCUCAACAAGGCCUCGAAAGCAUCUUCGACACCACCCUGAAAACUCUCUCUCCUCUUACAAACACGCUCAAAGAAAGCGAGUCCAUGCUCCGUGACCUCCAGGACAAACUCCAAUCGACCUUCCCAGCCGUGCGGAAUGCCCUCGACCUCGAGUUCCAAGGAAGCGAACAGGCCCUCCGCGCAGCGGCCUGGGAAUUCGACUCAUUGCGCGCCGACCUCCGCUCCGCUGUCGAUAGUCUGCUUUCUUCUCCGCCAACGCAGGAGGCAACUGGCGGAUCCGUCUCGGUCGCGCGCGACACGCGCCUUGCAGCGCAGAACCGCCGACGCGCAGAGUAUCUUGAUCGACUACGCGCUCAGAUCCGCACCAAGGCAGAUUCACUAGGCACGCGAUUUAGCACUUUAGACGACCAUCUUGAGGCCGUGGACGGGAUUGUGGCACGGGAAGAACGCAAGGGCUCCCUGCUGACCGCGGCGUCCGGUGGAGAAACAUCAGGGCCAAGAACAGGAGCAGGAGGGGGCGACGGGACGGGCUUGUAUGCCGUUCUGAACUCGUUGUCGGGCUAUGCCUCUUUCGGAUCGCGGGUUUGGUCGCGAUCGACAGAUGACUCGUCAGCUCCUGGCACGGGCUCUGACGAUUCUGAGGGGGAAAGAAAGUCUAUUCCGCAACCUGUCACGACCCUUGCAUUGCUGAGACAUGCGGCGACGCACCAUCGUCCCGUUGCUGAUUCAGUGGCCGACCUGUCUCGACAAUUGGGGGAUGUCCAGCGUGCUCGGUUGGGCCCCACUUGGUGA
Molecule: messenger RNA, 1503 nt
Organism: Penicillium verhagenii
Lineage: Eukaryota; Fungi; Ascomycota; Eurotiomycetes; Eurotiales; Aspergillaceae
Exons: 1
Coding region: 1-1503 (500 amino acids)
Source: RefSeq, a predicted model, not a curated record